This is a messenger RNA of Lepidothrix coronata (blue-crowned manakin), 1561 nucleotides long. RefSeq names its product mesenchyme homeobox 1 (gene MEOX1). Gene Ontology annotation, cellular component: nucleus. The coding region runs from base 98 to 832 and encodes 244 amino acids. Gene Ontology annotation, molecular function: DNA-binding transcription factor activity, RNA polymerase II-specific; RNA polymerase II cis-regulatory region sequence-specific DNA binding. Gene Ontology annotation, biological process: positive regulation of transcription by RNA polymerase II. Lineage: Eukaryota; Metazoa; Chordata; Aves; Passeriformes; Pipridae. The record is from RefSeq and is a predicted model, not a curated record. The transcript is spliced from 3 exons.
GAGGAAAUCCAUCCUGUGAAAUUUGGAAGAUUCACCCCCUGCUUCCCUUCUGCUUUUGAAGGCUGAGCCAUCACCGAGGCGCGGGCAGGACUGGCAGAUGGAUCCCACCAGCAGCAGCUGCAUGCGCAGCCCCCAGCCCCCCCCUGCCCUCUGGGGGGGCGUGAGGAGCACCCACAUGGACGUCAGCACAGCCCCGGGGCUGAACCACUGCCCAGCAGCACCGUUCUCCUUCCACCAGGGACCAGAUUUCGACGCUUACUCCGAUUUCUCCACCUCCUGCUUGGUGGCGGCUCCCCAGAGCUUCCCACGGGAGGAGCGGGCGUUUGGGGAGCAGCACCCCCCUUUCCAACACCCUGCCUGGCACCUGGCAGCAGCUGAGAGCACGAGACAACUCAGUCCAGGACGGGCCUUGGCAUCUGGGCAGUCAGAGGGCAGCAGCCCAGACCCAGCGGGGGUGGAGGAAGAUGAAGAGGUGCCAGUAAACACCACAAGGGACACUGAGAAAAAGCCACCCAAAAGAAAAAAGGAAAGCUCAGAGAACCAGAACUCGAGCAGCAGGACAGAAUCCCGCAGCAAAUCCCGGAAGGAAAGGACAGCUUUCACCAAGGAGCAGCUGCAGGAGCUGGAAGCUGAAUUUGCCCACCACAACUACUUGACAAGGCUCAGGAGAUACGAGAUAGCUGUGAACCUGGACCUCACCGAAAGACAAGUCAAAGUAUGGUUUCAAAACAGAAGAAUGAAGUGGAAACGUGUUAAAGGUGGGCAACCAGUGUCCCCACACGAACAUGACACAGAAGAUGUGGACUCUGCUGCCUCUCCCAGCUCUGAGUAGUCCUUGCAGCAAUGGGAGAGGAGCCUGGAGAAAAUAAUGGAUCAGAAAGUGGAUGCAACACUGCUUUGGGUCAGCUACUCAAAGAGAUCAUCCUGCUUGCAAAUCCUGUAGCCCACGGUCUUUAAGAGGUUUAUGAUGCUUUAUGUUGCAGAGGCAAUUAAAGAGCACAGGGGGGAAAAGCCAAAGGAGGGCACGAUUUUGAUUUUUGUCUCUGGAACUGUCUUACUACCACAGAUGUGUCUACAGAAAAAAAAACUAUAACAUUGAAUAUAAAACAGGAAUAAUGUUGUCUAGAUGCUCAGACAUUCAGAAAAUACAGGUUAUCAGUCAGAGAGUGAUAACACAGAUGUGUUCUCAUCCAGUCUUUCCCUGGUCACUUCUAUUCAGUGUGCAUUUGGACUUGGCAAUACACAUUUUACUUGUGCCUUACUCUGAGAGAAAUAAAUACUUUGACAGUCCCUGAUUCUUCUUGCAAAAUUACUUGGACACCUGUAUAGCUAGGCAAUAAGAUUACAAAAUAAAAUAUGAGACUAAAACCACAUAUAAACAGAAUUCUGCUGACCAGUUUCAGAGGAGGUGGCUUUCCCACUGACAGUCCAAGAAGGCAGGUGCCUCGUUGAUGGCAGCAAUUUGCAGAGGGAGAUUUCUUCCAAGCUUACUGUAAAUCCUGAAAUUAAACUCCUAGAUCUCAAUUUCAAAUAUUUUUUCAAAGCAGUCAUCACGAAACAC